AUGAAUAGAGAGGAGGUCAGGGAGAGAGGAGAGGAGAGGAGGAAGAGAGGUGAGGACAGAGGUGAGAAAGGAGGGAAGAAAGAGGGGAAAAGAACUCUCACAGACUUGGUCCAGACUCUCACAGACUCGGUCCAGACCAGACCUGAGGACCUCACAGACUUGGUCCAGACCUGCAGGAUGGCCAGCAGUGCAGCAGUGGUCGUAGUCCCCACAGCGCCCCCCUGUGACGGCCCUGUGCAGCUGCUGUGUCCGCGCUGUCAGCAGAUGGUCCUGUCGAAAGUGGACUACACUGCGGGCCUGCUCACCUAUCUGUUCUGUGGAGGACUGUUCUUCUGCGGCUGCGUCCUGGGCUGCUGCCUCAUCCCCUUCUGUGUGGACCGACUGAAGAACGCCAAGCACUCCUGCCCCACGUGCAGGAGUCCACUGGGGGUCUACAAGCGCCUGUGA
This is a messenger RNA of Knipowitschia caucasica, 447 nucleotides long. Lineage: Eukaryota; Metazoa; Chordata; Actinopteri; Gobiiformes; Gobiidae. The record is from the annotation of a GenBank genome assembly.